Messenger RNA from Symbiodinium natans, 1836 nucleotides. The record is from the annotation of a GenBank genome assembly. Lineage: Eukaryota; Dinophyceae; Suessiales; Symbiodiniaceae.
AUGAGCCGUGCCGUUCUGCAGGUCUUUGAGGAAUACCAGAAGGCCCGCGUCACCUUCGUCCAGACGGUUGCAGACCUCGCGACGCGCCCACAGAACAUCGACGCGCUCCAGAAUGCAGGUGUGAUGGCGCUGUUGCGGCCCCUGCUCCUCGACAAUGUGGCAUCCAUCCAGCAGUCGGCAGCCCUGGCCUUGGGACGCCUGGCCAACUACAGUGACGAGCUGGCUGAGUCCGUGGUCACUCACGAGAUCCUGCCGCAGCUGGUGUACUCGCUGGCUCAGCAGAACCGCUUCUACAAGAAGGCCGGAUGGGCAUCUCCCGUGCAGAUGCUCUUUGGAGCUGAAGGCGCUUUGUCGGGGCUUGUUGUGUCUGCGCAGGCCAUGGCACUCUUCGGGCUGCUGGGGAUGUUGGCCCUGCGCCUCAGCCCAGCCGGCGCGGUGGACGCCCAGCCGUGCGCCAAAGGGAACUUCUGCCCCGAGCAGACCCGCCAUCCAAUACUGUGCCCAGCGGGCCACUACUGCCCGGAGGGCAGUGCGCGGCCUCUGCCUUGCCCGGCCGCCCACUUCUGCAAGGGCCAGGAUGUGUCGGCCACGGUGCAGGGAACCUGGGACCCGGUGCCUUUGGCCGCAGGGUGGCAGCAUACGCUGGUGGUCUCCGCGCGGGGCGGAGGCUGGGCCGCAGGGCUCAACGACCACGGUCAGCUUGGCAACGGCAGCACGUCUGCGCAACAUGACAUCUUCGCUCAUGCGGAUAUCCAUGGCCAGCGGGUUGUGGCCGUGGCAGCACGAUUCUGUCACAAAGCUGUGAUCACGGACUCCGGCGAACUGUGGACUUUGGGGUGCAACGGACAUGGCCAGCUUGGGGUUGGGGAUACCAGAGAUCGACAUGCCCCGGUUCAGGUCAGCGGCAACGGCCGGAGAUUCGUGUCCGUGACUGCUGGAUACCGUCACACCGCUGCAGUCACGGACUCCGGCGACUUGUGGACUUUCGGGCGGAAUGCAGGCGGUCAGCUUGGGGUUGGGGAGACCGCAGAUUGGCAUUUACCAGCAGUCAAGGCAGCAAGAGCAGCCGUGCCAGUCGAGAAGAUUGGCGAGGUGCAUGUCCCGCUAUGCCGGUCUCCGGCGGGCGAUGUGACCAGUGAACUGGCCGAGGUCUUCCUGGCUGCGACCUGGGGCUCCAACGCUACCGUUCCACUGCGAUGCGGAGCCCUGCAGCGGCAGCUUGCUGCCUUCCUAGCGGAGCAGAGUUGCGGCCUUCAGGUGGGCGCCUGGGAGGCGUCGCCAUGUCCGGCAGGCUCCUUUUGUCCUGGGCCCUGCAAGGAAGUUCAAUGCCCUCCGGGCUUCUUCUGCACCGAGGGCUCAGAGGCGCCGGAGCCAUGCGCUGCCGGCAUGUGGUGCCGGGCUGGAAGCACAGGAGUGGCGCCAGGGUCCACCAGCAAGGAGCCGCGUGGCAUGCAGGAGCCAGAUUCCGGCAGCACUCAGACUGAGGCCGAUAAGCUGGAGCGGGUGACCAAAAAGCUGCAAGACAUCGAGGCUUUACUCGAGAAAUUGCAGUCUCAGAACGCGAAGUUGGAGCAGCAGCUGCAGCAAGUGGCAUUGCAGGGUGAGGUGACCAAGAAGCUGCAAGGCCUCGAGGCUUCAUUCGAGGCCUUGCAGUCGCAGAACGCGAAGUUGGGGCAGCAGGAGCAGCAGCUGCAGCAAUCGGCGGCAGAAGUUGGUACGGCGGUCUCCGGCACGUGGCCUGGUGAUGCCUUGCUCUCUACCACGGCUGUGUCAGUGUUGUGUGGUGCGCUGUGGCUUUUGUGGGAACGUGGAUGCGAAAGCGAGGUGGUCCGAUAG